Messenger RNA from Episyrphus balteatus (marmalade hoverfly), 1620 nucleotides. RefSeq names its product transcription factor glial cells missing (gene gcm). The transcript has 2 exons. Lineage: Eukaryota; Metazoa; Arthropoda; Insecta; Diptera; Syrphidae. Gene Ontology annotation, molecular function: RNA polymerase II cis-regulatory region sequence-specific DNA binding; DNA-binding transcription activator activity, RNA polymerase II-specific. Gene Ontology annotation, biological process: gliogenesis; regulation of transcription by RNA polymerase II. The coding region runs from base 1 to 1599 and encodes 532 amino acids. Gene Ontology annotation, cellular component: nucleus. The record is from RefSeq and is a predicted model, not a curated record.
AUGGUGAUAAUAAGUUCGUUGACAGUGCUUAAUAACGGUGGUGGUACAAGUCCACCACCAACAAAAUCACGCAUCAGCAUAGACUGGGAUAUAAAUGAUACAAUUGUGCCAGCGGUUAGUGAUUUUGAUGAAUUUAAUGAAUGGUCAAAUGGACAUUGUCGUUUAGUGUAUUCGUCGGCAAGUGAAGAUGCUAAAAAACAUGCAUCCGGUUGGGCAAUGAGAAAUACCAAUAAUCAUAAUGUGAAUAUUUUGAAAAAAAGUUGCUUGGGUGUUCUAUUGUGUACGGCUAAAUGUAAGCUACCGAAUGGAAAUAGUGUUCAUUUGAGGCCGGCUAUUUGUGACAAAGCUCGGAGGAAACAACAAGGAAAACAAUGCCCAAAUAGAAAUUGUACUGGUCGUUUGGAAAUUCAAGCUUGCCGAGGACAUUGUGGUUAUCCAGUGACACACUUUUGGCGUCAAGCCGGAGAUGCAAUAUUCUUCCAAGCCAAAGGAACCCAUGACCAUCCCCGACCCGAAGCUAAGGGCUCCAGUGAAGCUAGACGUUUAUUGGGUGGUGGUGGCCGUCGGGUUAGAAGUUUGGCCAUGAUGCUUGCCAGAGAUGCUGCCUUGAAUAAUAAAUUAUGUAGCUUAAGAGGAACAACAAAACGUACUUCGUCGAAAAUUCUGAGUGAUAAUUUCUCUCCAAAGAAAAAGUGUCAAUGUCCAAUUUCGAAUUGCCAAUGCAGAUCAAUUGUGACAAAUGUAACAGCAAUCAAUGGAUCGCCAAGCUAUCAAUCAGAUGGAACUCCAAUUUAUGCUUGGCCAAAUUCAAAUGAACAUUUUAAUUCACAAAAUACUAUUUACCAACAUGAUGACCUUCAUCAUCAUCAUCAUCAUCAAGGUCAUCAAAAGGAUCCCAUGACCAACAAUGAUAUCCUUUAUUAUCAAAAUUCAUCAGGUUCAACACAAAAUUAUUACUCAUCACCAUCGUCAAAUGGAAUGUAUUACCAAACUUCACCAACAUCAUCGGUUAUGGAUCAAGGACAAAUUUCGACAACAACAAGUCAUCAUCAAUUGAAUCCGAAAUGGAUAUAUGAGAGUUGUGAUGAUACCUCAAGCCUCACAUCAACUUCAUCAUCAUCAGCAAGCAGUUCAGAUGAUUAUUACCUGCCAUCAAUGACUUUGACAGAUAUGAGUCAAACUUGUCAGACGAAUACAAGUCAAAACAUUUCAACAACUAGCAACAGUAUUUUGGAUAAUUUCAAAUCAUUUUUUGAUGAAAAUAUUUAUAAUACAGUUUAUGAUACAACAACAACAACAACUAGUACUCCAAAUUAUGUAGAUCCAAAUGAGUCCUUUACACAGAGUAUGUCAUCGCCAGCGUUUUCGGAUAAUUAUCAGUCAAUGUUUGAUAAUAAUCUUGUUAAACAGCAAUCGGUAUCACAAUAUCAGCAACAACAACAAGUUGAUAGUGGUCAUUCAAGUCCUGAUUUUUUCUACAGCAACACUGGAAGGGAUAAUGUUUGGAAUAUUCAAAUGGAUACGACUAAUUUGUAUCAUCAUCAGCAGAGUCAUCAUCAGUAUCAACCACAACAACAAGAAGUUACGGGUGUGUUUUAACAAAAGCACGCGUUCAUUUGU